Molecule: messenger RNA, 903 nt
Organism: Brugia malayi
Lineage: Eukaryota; Metazoa; Nematoda; Chromadorea; Rhabditida; Onchocercidae
Gene: Bma-cit-1.1
Exons: 10
Coding region: 1-903 (300 amino acids)
Biological process (GO): positive regulation of DNA-templated transcription, elongation; regulation of transcription by RNA polymerase II
Cellular component (GO): cyclin/CDK positive transcription elongation factor complex; nucleus
Molecular function (GO): cyclin-dependent protein serine/threonine kinase activator activity
Source: RefSeq, a predicted model, not a curated record
AUGACUGCCAAGAGUUUGAAUGCUGUUCUCGACAAUUUCCUCGUUGCAGUUCGUUUCUAUCAUCUUGCAGUGUCGGCAAUGUCAGUAGCAGGCGUAACAGCAGAUAUUAGUUCUUCACAAGCGACAGCAUCAGGUGAGCGUCAGUCAGCUGCAGCAGCAUCUGUCUCUGCUGCAGCACCAUCCUCAUCUCGGUGGAUUUUUACCCAUGAACAGCUGAUGAGGGUUCCCAGUGUUCGAGAAGGCAUGUCACCGGAAGAAGAAUUAAAAAGAAGGCGUGUAUCAGCAAGUACAAUCCACCAAAUGGCUGACAGACUAAAUCACGAGUCUAGAGUACGGAUAUCUCAAUUAUGUAUAUGCGCUGCAAUGAUGCAUAUGCAUCGAUUCUUCGUCUUUCAUUCCUUCUUCAAAUUUGAUCCACGGGACAUUGCUGCUGCAUGUUUGUUCUUAGCAGGUAAAUCAGAAGAAUGUCCCCGCAAACUGGAUCACGUUGUGCGUGUCUGGUGGGCCAUUAAGUUUCCCCAUUCACCAAAUUUGGAUAAUAACGUUAGCUUUUCCUUGCGUCUCCAUGAAGCGUCGCAGCUGAUUGUCACAUUGGAAAAUUUGGUCCUGCAAACAAUUGCAUUCGACUUGUCAGUGGACAUACCGCAUCCAUACGUCCUGACGCACAUGCAAAAAUUUGCACGAGAUGCGUCAGGAAACAGAAGGAUAUCUGAAAUAGCUUAUUGGUUUGCGAGUGACAUGCUCCAUAUGACAAAUUGGGGAGUACGUUACACGGCGAAAGCGAUUGCAUGUGUUUGCAUCCAAAUGGCAUGUCUCUGGGCAGAAUUUGAGGUAACUGCUGUAUAUACAAAGCCAGCAGCGAAAACACUACCUUGCCGUUACAUUUUAAAUUUAGAAUGUUGA